This is a messenger RNA of Zygosaccharomyces rouxii, 2112 nucleotides long. Its product is annotated as SLM1 family PH domain-containing protein. The record is from RefSeq and is a predicted model, not a curated record. The transcript has a single exon. Bases 1 to 2112 code for a protein of 703 amino acids. Lineage: Eukaryota; Fungi; Ascomycota; Saccharomycetes; Saccharomycetales; Saccharomycetaceae.
AUGUCUAACCACAAUAAAUUGAGGAACAUUUCUGAUGUGACUUCCCAGCAGAAUUCGAAUCUGCAACAGUUUCAAAAUCUUCACACAAUUAGUACGUCAUCCAGUAAUAGAUCACAAGUGCAAGAACAGGAAGAAGACGGAGAAGAAGAAGAAGGAGAAGAACAGGAAGAAGAUGGAGAGGGAGAUGAACUACAACAAAGUGAAACAGCAGUACCGCAGCAGCCGCUGCAUGAUUCUUCAUUAACAGAAAGAUUGAGUGGUUCUGAUUCACCCAAACAACACCUCCAAGAGCCGGUAGUUCUAACAUCUGGCACGUUACAGCCGUCCCCAGCAAUGCAAAAGCAAAACUCGUUGGACCAUCAUCACAACUACCAUCAACAACAGGUGCAGGCACCCUAUUUGAACAAUGAAUAUGUCAAUGGUAAUGGAGCUCGUGCAUCUCCGAGCAGCAGUCAACUUCCGAAAUUGAGUACUUCAUUUUCUCGUACGCCAAAGAGUGGUAGCGGUAGCGCUGGUGGUAGCGUUGGUGGUAGUAGUGCCAUAAUGACGCCUCGACGCUCUAAAAAGUCAGAUCCUAGAAAUCCACUGGUGGUUCUUAUGCCAGCAUCGGCCCAGCCAACAGAAGUCUUGGCCAGCAGAUUUUCUGCUUGGAGAAGUGUUAUUAGAUCUAUCAUAACAUACUUGACAGAAACCGCAUCAAUUCAAGAUGAAAUUGUAAGACAACAAUUGAGAUUAACGCAUGCUGUACAAUUCCCAUUUUUUGUUGCAGAAGGUCAAAAGCCUAAUUCGAAUGAAGAGAAAACUGCACAAAAUUUUUUCAUGCCAGCAGGCUCAGGGUCAAUCCAGGAAUUACCAUCCAUUUUGAACCAAUAUCAUGGUACUGUUGCUUCUCAUGCUUCAAGAAUGUCUAAAGAAUUAACUAAUGAUGUUAUUCCUCGUCUUGAAGAUUUAAGAAGGGAUCUAUUAGUUAAAAUCAAAGAGAUUAAAGCGUUACAGUCAGAUUUCAAAAAUUCAUGCUUUAAAGAAUUACAGCAGACUAAAGUUGAUAUGAAACAUUACUUAGAAGCUAUCGAAGAAGCUCAUCAUGGUGCACCGAAACAUGAUCCCUAUUUGGCUAAGAUAGUUUUGGACAGACAGAUUAGAAAACAAUUAAGUGAAGAAAACUUUGUUCAUGAAGCGUUUGACAAUUUGGAAUCUUCAGGUAGCGAAUUGGAAAAUGUGGUUGUUAUGGAGAUCCAAAAUUCGUUGACUAUCUAUGCACGCCUUAUCGGUGAAGAGUCCCAACUCGUUUUUGACAUUUUAUUAUCAAGAUUAGAUGGUGGAUUUCUAAGUAGAAAUCCAGAAUUUGAAUGGAGUAAUUUCAUCAAGAGAGAUCCAAAUUUUAUUGCCCCCAAUUUACCAAUGAGAAAACUAAAGGAAAUUUCUUAUAAAUACCAAUACGAUCCUUUAUCAUACGAAAUUCGUUCAGGUGUACUUGAAAGAAGAUCUAAAUUCCUUAAAUCAUAUUCAAAGGGUUACUACGUUUUAACACCGAAUUUUCUGCAUGAAUUUAAAACUUCUGAUAGGAAAAAAGAUCAAGUGCCAAUGAUGUCAUUACCGUUAGGGGAAUGUACAGUAACAGAACAUUCAAAACCAGGUUCGUCCGAUGAUAAAUUUGUAUUGCACGCUAAGCAAAAUGGGAUUAUUCAUAGGGGUCAUAAUUGGGUUUUCAGAACUGAUAAUUUCGAUUCUAUGAUGUCUUGGUUUGAAGAUUUAAAAGUUUUAACUUCGUUGAAUGGUCUGAAAGAGAAGAACAGAUUUAUCCAAGACAGACUUAAUUUAACAUCUGAUGGCAGGCCCAAAGAGAUGCUAAUGGCAACUUCUCCUAGUACUGGUUUACCAAGAAAUUCUACAGAUAGAUCUCUAAGAGGUCACAUCAGUGGUUCAACAAGUGGUUAUAGUGGUCCUCCUUUACAAAAUGAUCUUAACGGUAACCCGUCGGCCCCCCGUUUGGAUAAUCAAACAAACACUACUACAAAUUCAUCACUCCCAGAUACAAAUAAACUCGAUAUAAGUAGUGAUUCAAUGGGUAAUGUCUACGCGUCCUCAUUAGAGAAUGAGACGAAGACGUAA